CUCCGCGCGGGUUAGAUUAUUCGAGAAGGUCAAGACCUCGGACAAUUGCCUCUGCCGACACCACCAACACCUACGCUCAAUCACUCGACUACCUCUCACAUCACCCUCACAUCACCCUCACCCAUCAACAUCAUGCCUCGUCAACGUGGAGGAGCCGCGCCUGUCCGCCCCAGGCCCACCGUCCCGGCCGCAAAGCCCCAGCCAGCACCCGCCCGCCAGCACUCCACCGCCGCCGCGCCCGCGCAAGCUCCUGCCGCCGCCCCUCCUGCGGCCGCCCCCCAGGGCCCCGGUCUCUUCGGCCAGAUGGCCUCGACCGCCGCCGGUGUCGCAGUCGGAUCCUCGAUCGGCCACGCGGUCGGCGGGUGGUUCUCGGGCGGCAGCAGCGCGCCCGCCGAGGCCGCGCCCCAGAGCGCCGAGUUCCAGCAGCAGCACCAGGUCAACACGUCGGCGCAGGCGCAGGCCGGGCCUUGCGCCCAGAACGUCACCCAGUUCCGCACCUGCAUGGACGAGAACCAGGGCAGUCUGACUAUCUGCGGGUGGUACCUUGAUCAGCUCAAGGCGUGCCAGGCGGCUGCUGGGCAGUACUAGGGAUGUAGCUGCAAGUGUAAUAUAAGCAUCGGAAUACCGCUAAGAUGAGCAUCUGAACUGUUAGAGAAAGCACCUGAACUGCUAAGAAUAGUCUUGCACCCUCACCGUGGCCGACGUCUCAACAUCUUGGAAACCAGUGAUCUAUUGAUGCGUCUACAAACUGACUCCUGCGCCACAGUACUGUCACACAACAUGCAGCGCCUCCCGCGACUUCAACCGCACGAACCCCGGCCUCUCCGGCCCAAUCAACGUCCCCAUAUCACUGAAAUCCAGCCCCAC
Molecule: messenger RNA, 867 nt
Organism: Boeremia exigua
Lineage: Eukaryota; Fungi; Ascomycota; Dothideomycetes; Pleosporales; Didymellaceae
Exons: 2
Coding region: 133-588 (151 amino acids)
Biological process (GO): mitochondrion organization
Cellular component (GO): nucleus; mitochondrion
Source: RefSeq, a predicted model, not a curated record